AUGGUACGACAACUUUCGCUUCUUUCAUUAUAAUAUUAACGUUUCCCAACAACAUACGUCAAUGGGUGCAGCGGGAGAGGGAGAGAUAGCCAAACACGCAGCAAACAUCAGCCAGCCAACCACAGGCCCAGACCAUGCACACCUCCCCAGCAACUACACUACCGCUGCUCCUUCCGCUCACUUCAGCUGAGCCAUAUACAACCCACACACACACACACAAAGAAAGACACAACCGCUCCCCCCUUAUAUCAUUCCGUCUUGCCAUACUACGCCAAUGCGAAAAAAAAACAAGCAAAACAAACAGACAAACAAGGCCAGCAACCAACCGAGGGGUGGGUGGGGAGGAGACAGAUUUGGUUGGACACAGACCAAUACAAACAAGGAGAAUAUUGACAAAACAGUAUGAAAGGAGUGUAAAGAAGGAAAAGAGGUUGGUGUUUUAUAUACACUAG
Molecule: messenger RNA, 452 nt
Organism: Bipolaris maydis ATCC 48331
Lineage: Eukaryota; Fungi; Ascomycota; Dothideomycetes; Pleosporales; Pleosporaceae
Source: RefSeq, a predicted model, not a curated record